Messenger RNA from Papaver somniferum (opium poppy), 1340 nucleotides. Its product is annotated as (RS)-norcoclaurine 6-O-methyltransferase-like. The coding region runs from base 147 to 1196 and encodes 349 amino acids. The transcript has 2 exons. The record is from RefSeq and is a predicted model, not a curated record. Gene Ontology annotation, molecular function: S-adenosylmethionine-dependent methyltransferase activity; O-methyltransferase activity; protein dimerization activity. NCBI's taxonomy places the organism in Eukaryota, Viridiplantae, Streptophyta, Magnoliopsida, Ranunculales, Papaveraceae. Gene Ontology annotation, biological process: methylation.
GUAAAAUGAAACAUUUUUUCUGUGCUCACGGAUAUUAGUUUUGAGUUAUAAAAUAGUAGUAAUGUAUGAGUAAGUACUAUAUAAGAAAGUAAGAAACAGCUCAUUAUCAUCACAAUAACAACCACUACAAUCAUCUAAAGAAAAAGAUGGAAGUAGUAAACAAAAUUGAUCAAGAAAAUCAAGCGAAAAUCUGGAAAAUAAUCUACGGUUUUUCCGAGUCAUUAGUUCUCAAAUGUGCAGUUCAACUAGAGAUUGCUGAAACUAUUCAUAACCAUGGAAAGCCAAUAUCUUUAUCUGAAUUAGCUUCUAAACUUACCGUUCAACCUGUUAAUUCAGAUCGUUUGUUCCGUAUUAUGCGUUACUUGGUUCACAUGAAAUUAUUCAACACAGAAGUUUCUUCACUUAAUGGUGGAAUCGCCUACUCGUUAGCUCCACCAGCAAAAUAUUUGAUAAGAGGUUGGGAAAAAUCAAUGGUUGCUUCGAUUUUAGCAAUGAAUGAUAAAGAUUUGUUAGCUCCAUGGCAUCAUUUAAAUGAAGGUUUAACUGGUAAUUGUAACGCUUUCGAGAAAGCGUUGGGAAAGAGUAUUUGGGUUUACAUGAGUGUAAAUCCUGAAAAGAACCAACUUUUUAAUGAAGCAAUGGCGUGCGAUAGUAAAUUAGUUAAUUCAGCUUUGGUUAGUGAAUGCAAAAGUGUUUUCUGUGAUGGAACUAAAACCUUAGUUGACGUUGGUGGUGGUACUGGUGCUGCUAUGAUGGCGAUUUCGGAAGCUUUCCCGAAUAUUAAGUGCACAAUCUUUGAUCUUCCGCAUGUUAUAGCUGAAUCUCCUGAAAUGCCAAAUAUUACGAAAAUUUCAGGUGAUAUGUUCGAGUCUGUUCCUAGUGCUGGUGCCAUCUUUAUGAAGAACAUCCUUCAUGAUUGGGACGAUGACGAAUGCAUUCAAAUUUUAAGGCGAUGCAAAGAAGCACUACCACGAGGAGGGAAAGUUAUUAUCGUUGAUAUAGUAUUGGAUGUUGCGGAUUCGGUUCAUCCGUUUUCAAAGAUUAGACUUGCAUCUGACUUGGAUAUGAUGCUUAACACUGGAGGAAAAGAGAGAACUGAAAAAGAAAUGAAGAAACUUAUUGAUGCCGCGGGUUUUGCUAGCUACAAGAUUACUCAAAUGUCCGCAGUUCAAUCUGUAAUUGAGGUUUAUCCUUAAUGAAGGAUCAUUUUAUCCUGUUUUUCUUUGUUACGAAUAAGUAUAUCAUGUUUUCGCUACAAUUGUAAUUUUCUUUUCUGAAUGUUGUUAUGUAGUAACCAAAAACUGCAAAGAGAAUAUGAAUGCAUGUUUGAGUUUGUUUUU